Molecule: messenger RNA, 2500 nt
Organism: Camponotus floridanus (Florida carpenter ant)
Lineage: Eukaryota; Metazoa; Arthropoda; Insecta; Hymenoptera; Formicidae
Gene: Spag1
Product: sperm-associated antigen 1
Exons: 10
Coding region: 149-2500 (783 amino acids)
Cellular component (GO): mitochondrion; cytosol
Molecular function (GO): heat shock protein binding
Source: RefSeq, a predicted model, not a curated record
GUGAUUGGCAUCCGCCUUCAGAGAUCCAACAAAUCCGGUUCGAUUGCUAAUCAGCUGUUGUCUCCGCCGAACGCAUAGGGCAACGAAGGUAAACCGCGCGCACGAUUUGCCGUGUAAUCUUGGUCGAUCGUUCCCCGCAUUCGUUAUCAUGGGCAACGAGGAGGUAGAUGUAAUUAACGUGGCGCAAAAAUCCGACAAGAAGACUCUGUUGGAGAGGUACAACAUACCGAUCGAGCAUCUCUCGUACGAAUUCAUAUCCAGGUGCACCGAUGGAAAAACACUGGAACGAAUUGUUCUCGUAUUACGUUCUGGCGAAGAAGGUGUGUAUCCAGAUUUGACAAAGCACGCGGAGAAACGUCUCAUUAGCAUUAAUCCGACAAGCGCUAUUUUGAGGAAAGCGGAGCCAGUUUUGAGGCGAAAUAUGUUGAAUUCGGACGAACGGCAGGAAAUCGACGACGACAUGAGCAAUUGGACGUGUGAGAUGCAAUCUCGCGAGAAGGACUUGGACAAAGGAAGAGCUGUCCUUGCCAAUGAUUUCUGCGCUAUACAACCGGCUAUUCGAGAGAUUAAAUUGGAUACUGCCGCAAAUAAAAAAACGAAAAGCAACGAGAAAAAGCGCGAUAAGCCCAAACGAAUAUCUUCGUGCGAUUAUGCGGCUUGGGAUAAAUACGAUGUCGACACGGAAAUAAACAGAAUAGACCUGCAGGACGAGCAGCGACAGACCGAAAUGAAGAGAAUACAAGAACGGCAAAAGGAGCGGAAUAAAAUAAAUAAGAUGGCACAUAAAGCGACCGUCAAUAAACUUUCUUUGACUGGCACGGAAAUAAAUAUAAUGGCGGAACAAGAGAGAGAAAAGGGAAACGAAGCCUUCAGAGCAGCUGAUUACGAGGAAGCCCUUCGGCAUUAUAACGCUAGCAUCGAGAUAGAAUCGAAUCUAAAUGCGUACAACAAUCGUGCUAUGACAUUUAUAAAGUUGCAACGUUACGAGGAGGCGCUUAACGACUGCAACACGGUGCUUACCAUGGAUUACAAAAAUGUUAAAGCGCUACUUCGUCGAGCAUUAUCCUUGGAGCAUCUCGAGAAGGCGUACGAGGCUUUGCCGGAUUAUGAAGCCGUUUUAAAAUUGGAGCCGACCAACAAAACGGCGAUAUCCGGCGUAAACAAGCUGAGAAAACCGUGCGAGUCGAGAAAAAUAAGGAUGAGCAUCGAAGAGGAGAAUAUCAGCGGCGACGAAGACAAGGUCGUGCGAGGAGUAAAGUCGGAGAGAACCGUGGAAACGAACGGCAUCAAGUGUCCGAAACAGCGUGUUAACAACGAUAUAUGUUAUUGCGACCGAGCGCCAGGCUCGUCGCAAAGUGUUGCGACGAAGCCGCACUUAAAGGCGAGUUAUUGCGUGGAAACCGGGAGUAACAAAGCUGCAGCGGCGGAUGUCGCGGCAAAUAAAAGCAACGGGAAAACAACGCGCGGCUCUUCGCGCGGCAAUAAAUUAUCACCUGUUGCAAAGGAUUUCGGCGGCAGAAAUAAAACGCCGAAAUCGCAUCUGGACGCUAUCAACAGCGACGAUAUUUUUGCGAUUUCACGCGAGUUAUUUCCCGGACAACGUGGCGCAGAAGGUAGGCCGGAGAAGUCCAUUUUUUCGUGCGUGUCACGUCAAACGAAACCCUCCACUGUCAUAAUCGAGGAACUUUCGAGCGACGAAGUAAGCGAGAUACCGAGGAAAAUUGUCGAUCCUGACGAGACGAGGAUGAAACCGAAGAAGAAAACAAGCUCGGUUGAAGAGAAAAGUAUAUCGACAAAGAAAUCGUGUCUAAAUAAAAACAAGGAAUUAAUCUCUCUUGGAAAGGAGAGUAGAACUCAAUCGAGUUUAACGUCGAAUAAAAUUCAGAUACUUAACGAAUGUGAGAAACCGAGAAAAAGUAUCGAUUCUAAUGAAACCAAAAUGGAAAUGAAGAGGAAAACGAAAUCAAAAGAAGAGAAAGAUGCGCCAAUAACAAGAUCAGAUUUAAAUAAAAGUAAAAAAAUAAUUUCUCCUGAAAAUGAAAGCAAGAUUAAAACGAGUGUAACGAAUAAAAUUACAUCUAAUAAAUAUCAAAAAGAUAGCGAAAAAUUGGAAAUGGAACUUGAGAAAUUGGAAAAUAUCGAAUCACCUUACGAAUUUUUACGUCUAUGGCAAUCUCUAAAGGACGAUACUAAUUUGAAAUUACACGCGAAACUUUUAAGAUGUGUAGCACACGAAGACAUGAGUAAAAUGAUAGGCAAUAAAUUGGAUGCCACAAUGUUCAGUCUCAUUAUACGUUGCUGUGAACAAGAAUUUUGCACUUCUAAAGACAGAGAAUUACUCACACAUCUACUGUACUCUUUAAGUCGAUUAAAUCGAUUUUCUAUCAUUAGUAUGUUUAUGGAUUCUACAGAUAAAAAAGCUCUGGAAAAUAUACUACGUUUUCUAGAAAAGGAGAACUCGCCCAAAGUCUCGCAAUUACGUCAGAUUUAUGUUACUUGA